This is a messenger RNA of Trypanosoma conorhini, 684 nucleotides long. Its product is annotated as protein kinase. The transcript has a single exon. The record is from RefSeq and is a predicted model, not a curated record. NCBI's taxonomy places the organism in Eukaryota, Euglenozoa, Kinetoplastea, Trypanosomatida, Trypanosomatidae. The coding region runs from base 1 to 684 and encodes 227 amino acids.
AUGUGGACCUUCACGAAGUCAUCGCCAGUGGACGCGAUCAGAGCGCCUCCUUUCUGUACGGCGGCUUCGACGGACGCGUCAGUGCGAAGAACAUUGCCACUGAAACGUGGCGUGGGGUUCCUUCUUGUGGUGGUCACCACGCGCAGCUACUACUUGGGCCCCGUGCUUGUGUACCAAGGCGUUUCGAUCGCGGCGGGUAUUGUUGUGCUGCUGCUGGUGGCGGUGGCCUGCGUUGCGUUUGUGGAGUGCUGCCUGCUGCGCCCGCUCCGCGCCACGCAGGCGGAACUGAAGCUUGCGCUGAGUGGUGCGCCGGUGGGUGUUAGGAGUCGCCGCCGCGUCGUGCUCAGCGAGGUGCAGGAGCUGGAGGGCGUGUGUAACACGCUGCGUUGCCGCCUCGACGAGAUCCGGUCUUACAUGCCGGACCGUUUCAAUGCGAAGUUCGCAGCUGCUGGCCGCCGCGCCGCACUGCGAAGCGAGUCCGAAUUUGGUGGCGGCAUCCUGGGUGAGUCGGCAGGUGACGAAAUGAGGCACGUGGCGUGCAGCGUCGCCUACGUGUACUACACGCCCCGCACAGUCCGCAACCCCACGAACGCCGUUGUGGAGCUGAUGAUGCAGGCGGUUGUGGGGGAUCGACCACGGACUGUGGCGGGUGCUUCGAAGUGCAGCGCCCCGACUUCUGCGUGA